AUGGCGCAGCCGAGCAUGCUGGCGCAGCAGCCGAUGCAGGCGAAGCUGGUGCUGCUGGGGGACAUGGGCGCGGGGAAGUCGAGUUUGGUGAUUCGGUUCGUGAAGGGGCAGUUCUUCGACUACCACGAGAGCACAAUCGGGGCGGCCUUCCUCACCAAGACCAUGCCCGAGCACGGGAUGAAGCUAGAGAUCUGGGACACGGCGGGCCAGGAACGGUACCACUCGCUCGCCCCCAUGUACUACCGCGGCGCCGCGGCAGCCGUCGUGGUGUACGACGUCACAGACCGCCCUUCGUUUGAGAAGGCUAGGAGUUGGGUCACCGAGCUCCAGCAGCAGGCGUCCCCGGGCAUCGUGGUGGCGCUCGCCGCGAACAAGGUCGACCUCGUCGACGAGCGCGUCGUCGAGGAGCGCGAGGGCGCCCAGUACGCCCAGGAGCAAGGCCUGCUAUACUUUGAGACCUCCGCCAAGACCAACAGCAACGUGACCGAGCUCUUCCAGGAGCUGGCGGCGUCGAUCCCGAAGCAAGCGCCGCCGCAGCGCCCGCAAGGCGACGUCGAUCUGUCGGCCGAGCCGGGCGCUGGCGGCGGGGCGGGCGGCCCGAAGCCUGCGUCUGCGUGCUGUGCGUGA
Molecule: messenger RNA, 627 nt
Organism: Pedinophyceae sp. YPF-701
Lineage: Eukaryota; Viridiplantae; Chlorophyta; Pedinophyceae
Source: the annotation of a GenBank genome assembly